Molecule: messenger RNA, 486 nt
Organism: Paraglomus brasilianum
Lineage: Eukaryota; Fungi; Glomeromycota; Glomeromycetes; Paraglomerales; Paraglomeraceae
Source: the annotation of a GenBank genome assembly
AUGGCUGGCCAAUCGAAUCACGAAAGCUAUACAUACAAUAUUCAAUCCGAUCAGUUGCAUAGUAUGGACUCUAACUGUACAAACGACCUUCCAUCAAAUCAAACAAUCAUGGAUCAACCGAUUAUUAUGGACUACAACGGCAUCCAUUCCUAUCAUACGUCUCCCCAACCUCCCGGUCAAGAUUCUUUUCCUUCCGAUAUCGGCCUUUUCGAUAAUAACGGCGUUUACAUUGGUGGUGUGAACGAAUCGUUGAAUACCGAAAAUUACGGAUAUGUCGGAAACAAUGAAAAUGUGGUCAACUGUUCAACUAUGAACUAUAAUCCACCUUCUGUUCAUUAUCAAACAUUAGUUCAAACACCACCCACCACUACUCCUUUCAACAACGCUGGCACGUUGGCAAACGCUGCGAGUCAUGGAUGCACAGUAAUUAUUGUGAAAGCAGAUAUUAACCUGGAAAGAUUUUUUGGUAUUAGUAAAUUCGAGUAA